AUGUUUGGUGGAAACGAUGAAUUUAUUGAUCAAAAUGUGAAUAGUAAUGAUGGAAAAGAAGAAUAUGAUAUUGAUGACUCAGAUGAGAUAACUCAAGAAGAUGCAUGGGCAGUGAUCAGUGCAUAUUUUGAAGACAAGGGUUUGGUUAGACAACAGCUGGAUUCAUUCGACGAGUUCAUACAAAACACCAUGCAAGAAAUUGUUGAUGAAUCUGCUGAUAUCGAAAUCCGACCUGAGAGUCAGCAUAACCCCGGCAGACAAUCUGAUUUUGUUGAGACUGUUUAUAGGAUAAGCUUUGGCCAAAUAUACCUGAGUAAGCCGAUGAUGACAGAAUCAGAUGGUGAGACUGCUACCUUAUUUCCUAAGGCUGCAAGACUGAGGAACUUGACAUACUCUUCACCACUAUAUGUGGAUGUUACUAAAAGAGUCAUAAGAAAAGGGCAUGACUGUGAAGAAGUUACUGAGGCUCAGGAGUUUACCAAAGUUUUUAUUGGGAAGGUUCCAAUCAUGCUACGGUCAAGUUAUUGUAGCUUGUUUCAGAAACCGGAGAAAGAUUUAAAUGAGCUUGGAGAGUGUCCAUUUGAUCAAGGAGGAUACUUCAUAAUUAAUGGGAGUGAAAAGGUCCUGAUUGCACAAGAAAAGAUGAGCACUAACCAUGUUUAUGUAUUUAAGAAAAGGCAGCCAAAUAAAUAUGCUUAUGUAGCUGAAGUUCGGUCUAUAGCUGAAUCACAAAACAAGUCACCUAGUAGCAUGUUUGUCAGGAUGCUUUCUAGGACCAGUGCCAGAGGGGGUUCGUCAGGGCAGUAUAUACGUGCUACCCUCCCAUACAUAAGAACAGAAAUUCCCAUAAUAAUCGUCUUUCGAGCAUUAGGUUUUGUUGCUGACAAAGACAUACUAGAGCACAUUUGUUAUGAUUUUUCUGACAUGCAAAUGAUGGAACUACUUCGGCCUUCCUUAGAAGAGGCAUUUGUGAUUCAAAAUCAACAAGUUGCACUUGACUACAUUGGCAAAAGAGGUUCCACGGUGGGAGUCACGCGAGAUAAAAGAAUUAAGUAUGCCAAAGAAAUCCUCCAGAGGGAAAUGCUUCCACAUGUUGGUACUGGGGAGUUCUGUGAAACUAAGAAAGCUUAUUAUUUUGGAUACAUCAUCCAUCGGCUUUUACUUUGUGUCCUUGGCCGAAGACCUGAAGAUGAUAGGGAUCACUAUGCUAACAAGAGGCUGGACCUUGCUGGUCCUUUACUUGGAGGCUUAUUUCGAAUGCUCUUCAGAAAGUUAACAAGGGAUGUCAGAUCCUAUAUUCAAAAGUGUGUUGAUAAUGGAAAGGAUGUAAAUCUUCAAUUUGCAAUCAAAGCAAAAACAAUCACAAGUGGACUCAAGUACUCUCUUGCUACUGGGAACUGGGGGCAAGCAAAUGCAGCUGGUACAAGAGCAGGAGUUUCUCAGGUAUUAAAUCGCUUGACAUACGCAUCAACUCUAUCCCAUUUGAGGAGACUGAACUCACCAAUUGGAAGAGAGGGAAAAUUGGCAAAACCCAGACAGUUGCAUAACUCUCACUGGGGAAUGAUGUGUCCUGCAGAAACACCUGAAGGACAAGCCUGUGGACUAGUAAAGAACCUUGCACUCAUGGUAUACAUAACAGUAGGAUCAGCAGCAAAUCCUAUUCUAGAGUUUUUGGAGGAAUGGAGCACAGAGAAUUUUGAGGAAAUUUCUCCAGCGGUUAUUCCUCAAGCCACCAAAAUUUUUGUAAAUGGUUGUUGGGUUGGCAUUCACCGGAAUCCUGAGCUGUUAGUAAGGACUUUAAGACAAUUGAGAAGACAGGUUGAUGUUAACACUGAAGUUGGAGUUAUCCGUGAUAUACACUUAAAAGAACUUCGACUGUAUACAGACUAUGGUCGCUGUAGUCGGCCAUUGUUCAUUGUGGAGAAACAAAGAUUACUCAUAAAGAAAAAGGAUAUCCUAGCCUUGCAGCAAAGAGAAUACACCGAGGAAUUUGGUUGGCAUGAUCUCAUUGCAAAAGGAUACAUUGAGUAUGUUGAUACAGAAGAAGAGGAGACCACAAUGAUUUCAAUGACAAUAAAUGAUCUCAUGAAUUCAAGACUCCACCCAGAUGAGGCUUAUUCUGAAACCUACACGCACUGCGAAAUUCAUCCUUCACUCAUAUUGGGAGUUUGUGCUUCAAUCAUUCCCUUUCCAGAUCAUAACCAGUCCCCUCGUAAUACUUACCAAUCAGCAAUGGGAAAGCAAGCAAUGGGCAUAUAUGUUACAAAUUACCAGUUAAGAAUGGAUACACUGGGGUAUGUUCUUUAUUACCCUCAGAAGCCUCUGGUUACCACUCGAGCAAUGGAGCAUUUGCAUUUUAGGCAACUGCCUGCUGGAAUUAAUGCCAUUGUUGCCAUUGCUUGUUAUUCUGGAUACAAUCAAGAGGACUCCGUAAUUAUGAAUCAAUCCUCAAUUGACCGUGGAUUUUUUCGCUCUCUUUCCUUCCGUUCAUAUAGGGAUGAGGAGAAAAAGAUGGGAACACUCGUGAAGGAGGAGUUUGGAUGUCCAAACAGGGAAAAUACGAUGGGGAUGCGUCAUGGAUCUUAUGAUAAACUAGAUGAUGAUGGCUUUGCACCUCCUGGCACAAGAGUCUCAGGUGAUGAUGUAAUUAUUGGAAAGACUACAUCUGUUUCUCAAGAAGAAGCCCAAGGGCUCGCCUUGAGGUAUACCCGACGUGAUCAUAGUACAAGUCUGCGCCAUAGUGAGAGCGGGAUUGUGGAUCAGGUGCUCUUAACCACGAAUGCUGAUGGAUUGAGGUUUGUUAAAAUUCGGAUGAGAUCAGUUCGAAUACCUCAAAUUGGAGACAAAUUCAGUAGUAGGCAUGGACAAAAGGGUACAGUAGGAAUGACUUAUACACAAGAAGAUAUGCCAUGGACAAUUGAAGGCAUUUGCCCAGAUAUCAUUGUGAACCCGCAUGCCAUUCCCUCUCGCAUGACCAUUGGUCAGCUGAUUGAAUGCAUUAUGGGCAAAGUGGCUGCUCAUAUGGGAAAGGAAGGGGAUGCUACUCCAUUUACUGAUGUCACGGUGGAUAAUAUCAGCAAAGCUCUUCAUAAAUGUGGAUAUCAAAUGCGGGGCUUUGAGCGAGUAUACAACGGGCACACAGGUCGCAUAAUGGGUGAUCUGAUAUUCCUGGGACCAACUUACUACCAGAGAUUGAAGCACAUGGUGGAUGAUAAAAUCCACUCUCGUGGUCGAGGUCCUGUUCAAAUUCUUACAAGGCAGCCAGCUGAGGGUAGAUCGCGCGAUGGAGGUUUAAGAUUUGGGGAGAUGGAACGUGACUGCAUGAUAGCUCAUGGCGCUGCACACUUCCUUAAAGAGAGGUUAUUUGACCAGAGCGAUGCAUACAGGGUUCAUGUCUGUGAGUACUGUGGUUUGAUUGCACUUGCUUGUUUCAAGAAGAGUUCAUUCGAGUGCAGAAGUUGCAAGAAUAAAACUGAUAUUGUUCAGGUGUAUUUACCUUACGCCUGUAAGCUUCUAAUUCAAGAGCUCAUGGCCAUGGCGAUUUCCCCAAGAUUGUUGACGAAGGAAGUGAAUUUGCUAAAAGAACAGAGCAAGAAAGGGGCCUAA
Coffea eugenioides is the source of this 3606-nucleotide messenger RNA. RefSeq names its product DNA-directed RNA polymerase II subunit RPB2-like. Gene Ontology annotation, molecular function: DNA binding; DNA-directed RNA polymerase activity; ribonucleoside binding. The record is from RefSeq and is a predicted model, not a curated record. Lineage: Eukaryota; Viridiplantae; Streptophyta; Magnoliopsida; Gentianales; Rubiaceae. The transcript is spliced from 25 exons. Gene Ontology annotation, cellular component: RNA polymerase II, core complex. The coding region runs from base 1 to 3606 and encodes 1201 amino acids. Gene Ontology annotation, biological process: DNA-templated transcription.